CAGAAAAAGCUGUAUUUUAUCUUUUAAUCAAAUAACCCUUUUCAGUUAAAGAAAAUUUUAAGAUUAUUAUUAUCUGCAUGACUUUAUAUAAAAGGGGACACGAAAACUUAGUUGUCAUCUUCAUUUACGUUUAGAAGGAAAAAAAAGCAGGGAUAUUUGGAAAUGGCAAACCUUUGGUUCACUCUUGCAGUCUGUGCUAUCGCUUUAGCAACAUUAUCAAGAGCUGAUGAAGACUUAAAGCUUAUAAAAGCAAUUUGUGCUAAAAACAAUGAUAAUUUGCUGAAGGACUUGGCACUGUGUGAAGAUUCAUUUGGAUCAGAUAAUGUUCAAGCUUGCUUUAAAGAACAUAACCAAAGACCGGAUGAGCUUAAAGACGAGGAAAAAGGAACUGCCUGUGUUUUCACCGCUUUCUUAAAGAAUGAUGCAAUGGAUUUACUAGGCAUUGGCUUUUAAGAAGAAGGAAGAACAGCAGAAAGAAUCAUAAGAUAUGAUUAUAGUUUAAAAUGAGCUGUUACUAUAUCCUUAAAUAAAUGAACUGUUACUAUAUGAAAAAUAUAAUGUAAAUUUUUUUUAAAUAAACUUUAUCUUCUA
This is a messenger RNA of Parasteatoda tepidariorum (common house spider), 591 nucleotides long. The record is from RefSeq and is a predicted model, not a curated record. Lineage: Eukaryota; Metazoa; Arthropoda; Arachnida; Araneae; Theridiidae.